Messenger RNA from Drosophila grimshawi, 854 nucleotides. It is a transcript of the gene Ercc1, whose product is annotated as DNA excision repair protein ERCC-1. Gene Ontology annotation, cellular component: nucleus; ERCC4-ERCC1 complex; nucleotide-excision repair factor 1 complex. Bases 9 to 773 code for a protein of 254 amino acids. Gene Ontology annotation, biological process: UV-damage excision repair; meiotic mismatch repair; nucleotide-excision repair. Gene Ontology annotation, molecular function: damaged DNA binding; single-stranded DNA binding. NCBI's taxonomy places the organism in Eukaryota, Metazoa, Arthropoda, Insecta, Diptera, Drosophilidae. The record is from RefSeq and is a predicted model, not a curated record. The transcript is spliced from 2 exons.
CUGCAAACAUGGAUGAUCUCAACGACGAUUCGUUUGAUGAUGUCUUGGCUGCCAUGGAAAUGCCCUCGGCUCCAAAGCAAGCCAAAAUACAGACGUCAACAUCAUCUACAAGUGAAAGUGGAAGCAACAGCAGCAGCAGCACCUCCGUUGCAGCCAAGCCGCCUUCAAAUCCGUACAGUGUUUUGGUGCACAGCAAGCAGCGAGGCAAUCCCAUUCUCAAAUCUAUUCUCAAUGUGCCCCUGGAGUUUCGUGAUGAUAUCAUACCCGACUAUGUAGUGGGUCGCACUUCCUGCAUUCUGUUUCUAUCUCUCAAAUAUCACAAUUUGAAUCCGGAUUACAUUUGCCAAAGACUCAAAGCGCUGGGCAAGUUGUAUGAGUUGCGUGUCCUGUUGGUCCAGGUAGACACACCGGAACCACACAAUGCUCUCAAAAGCUUAACACGCAUUUCGCUGCUAGCGGAUCUAACUAUGAUGCUCGCCUGGAACGCCGAAGAAGCGGGUAAAAUAAUCGAAACAUACAAACAGUUCGAGAAGCGUCCACCAGACUUGAUUAUGGAACGUGUCGAAUCUAAUCCACAUCAAAAGCUUGUAGCUGCCUUAACGAACAUUAAGCCAGUGAAUAAAACGGAUGCAGUGACACUGCUGCAAAUCUUUGGUAAUCUGGAGAAUCUGAUCAAUGCCAGCGAAGAGCGGCUUGCCCAAGUGAUGGGCUUGGGUCCACGCAAAGCCAAAAAGCUGUACAAAACGCUGCACGAGCCGUUUCUCAGCAAAUAGGCGGUGUAUGCUGUGUGCAACAGUUAUUUAUUACAAGUGGAAAUUGAUAAAGAAAGCUGAUUCCUUCAGCGAUCACUUAAA